CCCAUUCAGUUUAGUUUCCAUUCAUGCCAAACAUAUAUAAGGCACUGGAUUUUGAAAACUAGUAAAGUUAUUGUACAACCAUGGCUUUGAAAACUACUUUCUUGUUGUGUGCCUUCUUGGCCUUGGCAAGUGCUGAUUUGGCCAACGAGGCGAAAGAAGCAAUAGAAGCUCUUAAGGGCGUCGUACAGGACAGAAUUCUCGCUGCUCAUAGCGAUCUCGACAUCGGACUCACCACCUUCCUAACAAAUUCUGAAAAUGUUGCUAGCAACGCCGCUCGUGCCAUACUAGAAUUGCAAGAAACCAUUGAUGCACAGUUGCAAGAAAUCAAAGAUUUGGCACUAGAAGCAGAUAUUAGUAUUUCACCAUGUACGAACGUUCGUGAACAAGCUUUGAACAAAUUGCCUGGUCGUUUGAUUGAGGAACUUGGUAAAUAUGUCAGUGAUGCCAAAGGACAAGCGUCUUCAGCUACCAUCAGUGGAUUUUACCUCGUGGAUAUCCUGAUUAACAAAGUCCAGAGUUUGGACUUCCAGCUGCAUCAGUGUCAGGGAGAUUUGUUAUGCAUUGCUCCUUUGCUUACGGAAGUCGAGAAUCAUAAAGUACAACUGGUACAAAAUGUUGACACCGAGUUUGAAGCUGUUGAAUAUGCGUUGUUGACUUUGAAGCUUAAUGUACAGUCUUAUUCGGACUCGCGAAUAACUACGUAUAUAAGAGACGGAUUCGACAUUGUGAGGACCAUUCGGAACUGCGCAAAUAAUUUAAUUGUUUAAAACAAAUCAUUGUUUUAAUAUACUGAAUGGAAAAAUGAAGUUUUGUGCAAUUAUAAAUUACACUUACACUGA
This is a messenger RNA of Zophobas morio, 839 nucleotides long. RefSeq lists its product as uncharacterized. The coding region runs from base 81 to 767 and encodes 228 amino acids. The transcript is spliced from 2 exons. NCBI's taxonomy places the organism in Eukaryota, Metazoa, Arthropoda, Insecta, Coleoptera, Tenebrionidae. The record is from RefSeq and is a predicted model, not a curated record.